CCUGUUCACGACUUGUCCUCCUUCACUUGUCCCGCCCCCUUUCUCAGUGCGACCUCGGCGCUCCUCCGUCCACUAACCAGGACCAGAACCAUGGAGAGUUCCGCUGUUCUCCGCGCGCUGAUGGUGGUGAGCCUGCUCGUCCUCUUGUGUCACGGCCAGACGUCCCAGGAAGUGUCUGUUGAGGAGAUGGAAGGAGACAGAGGCGAACCAGGAGCGGACCGAGACUUGGUCGAAGCACUGGAUGUUUUGCUGGGCAGGAUGCAUAAUCGGAUUUCCACAGAAAAGAGAGGCAGUAUCCCGCUGUGUGGGAUGGGCGACCGUUGUGCCAUGAAGUUUGGGCCACGAAUCGGAAAGCUCUGCGACUGCAGCAGAGGAGCCAAUUGCAAUUCCUACCUGCUCAAGUGCAUCUGAAUCAUUUGCAAUAUGAAAGUUACGUCUGCAGGAAUGUGCACAUUUUCAAAACUGUUCUAUUGUCCUAUUCUGUUGUAGGCCUACUGUGCCCUCAUGAACUGUACGUUAUGCAUUGUGGUUAUCUUCAUGUUGGAUGUCCAGCAUGAGUUGAUAGUGUGUAGCAUGUAAGUGUUUCACAUUCAGUAAACAUUUUGAAUUUAA
Syngnathus typhle (broad-nosed pipefish) is the source of this 612-nucleotide messenger RNA. RefSeq names its product cocaine- and amphetamine-regulated transcript-like (gene cartl). Bases 91 to 411 code for a protein of 106 amino acids. The record is from RefSeq and is a predicted model, not a curated record. Gene Ontology annotation, molecular function: neuropeptide hormone activity. Gene Ontology annotation, biological process: positive regulation of MAPK cascade; negative regulation of appetite; adult feeding behavior. NCBI's taxonomy places the organism in Eukaryota, Metazoa, Chordata, Actinopteri, Syngnathiformes, Syngnathidae. The transcript has 3 exons.